Arachis ipaensis is the source of this 1190-nucleotide messenger RNA. RefSeq lists its product as uncharacterized. Lineage: Eukaryota; Viridiplantae; Streptophyta; Magnoliopsida; Fabales; Fabaceae. The record is from RefSeq and is a predicted model, not a curated record.
CGUGUUAGCAAAGGUUUCACACCUCACUUAUUUCCAACAUUUUCUUUUCUUUCUCUCUCCAGUGUCAAUGUUUUCACGUGUCUCUCACUUUCUUCGUUCUGUUCUUUUCUGUCCUCAUUCCUUUCACUCUGUUUGUUCCCUAACAAAAAACCACAAUUGAGUUUUGUUCUUUCCCAUUUUAGGGUUGUUCUCAGGAGGUAGUUGAUGUUUCAUUUUGGGGUUGUCUCCGCGUAGAAAAUAAAUAAAUAAAAAAUUGACUUUCUUUGAAGUGUUGAAGCAGCAUAAGCUUAAACCUUUCUAAGGUUCAAACAAUGGAAGGACAGAACCAAUUCAAUUCUUCUUCUUCUUCUUCGUCUUCUUUCACUUCUGAACUCUUUGGAUCCGACCAAUCCCAACGUCCAUCUUCUAAUUCUGGAAUCUUGGCUUCUAUAUUCCCUCCAUCGUCUAAGGUGUUAGGGAGAGAAUCUCGGCAUUUUCAAGUGACCGAAAAAACCGCAACCCCAAAAACGGUUAUACCUGAUGAUGUACACAAGUACAAGAGCAAUGAUGGUGAAACUCGUAAUCACACAACAAAUAAGGAUAUGAUGAGUUCCAUGUAUGAGGAACAAAGAGUUCAACCUUGCCACCUUAGCUCAUCAAUCUAUUAUGGUGGCCAGGACAUAUAUUCGCAUCCUCAAAGUACACAAAACUCCGGAUUGAACUCUUUGUACAAGAAGGAUGGGGGAGAAGAUGACUCUGGAAGUGCUUCAAGAGGAAACUGGUGGCAAGGAUCUCUCUAUUAUUAGGAGCAUUGCUAAGGAUUAAGGAAUAUACUCCUAACGGUUAGGAGGAUCGCUUAGCAGAAUUUAAUUUCUACCCUUCCAUAUAUAUCUAUAUAUCUAUAUAUAUAUGGUGAGUGUUGGGGCCAGGGCAAAUUGUUUUCUCCAGCCAAAAAACAGAAUCACAUAAUCAGUAUGAACCUGUAAAUAAAGAAUUGAAUAAUGCAUCAUCUCAAUGAUGUAUAAGUUGUAUGCUAUAUAUAUGUAGCUAACUAAAGUUUUGAUGAUUUUAAAUCAAAUGCGGGAAAAUCACACUUUACUGGUUUUUCCUUUACCUUGUAUUUCAGAUGUCUUGAACUGAUGAAUCAUCAGCUUGUAUAACCAGCAUGCUCUUAUAUAUGAGUUUAAAAUUGAAAAAAAAAAUUAUAUGAG